Messenger RNA from Zingiber officinale, 13886 nucleotides. RefSeq names its product centrosomal protein of 290 kDa-like. NCBI's taxonomy places the organism in Eukaryota, Viridiplantae, Streptophyta, Magnoliopsida, Zingiberales, Zingiberaceae. Bases 329 to 13546 code for a protein of 4405 amino acids. The transcript is spliced from 17 exons. The record is from RefSeq and is a predicted model, not a curated record.
UCUUCUCUCUCCUUUUCUAGUUGUUGCCAGCGGAUCGAGAGCAGGACGCAGUGCCUUCGAAGUCACCCACUCCGUCGAUCAUCACUCGAUCGUUCCAAGGCAAGCCUCCAUUACUUCGGUGCACUUGCGAUCGUCUGAUUCGGCUUAGGCUGCUAAUCAAAACCGCUAAUUGGUAUUCUGGUCUAACUGGUUCCAGCAGUUGGCUGCCAGAAUCUUGUGUUACUGUUGGCUCUCGCACUGGAUUAAAAUUGAUCAGAGAUGAAAAUGGUGGCUACGGUUCUGUUUGGCAGGGGUAAAGCAUGCCCACUUCCAAAGACUUUUAAGAUAAAUGGCUGAAGAUUUCAAAGACAGUUCGGCCAGGACCGAAGUGAAGUUGUCUGAGAAGGUAGAUGUGGAUGAAAGCCAAAGUUCAAAGUCUAGCUUUACAGACUUAUUUACAAAUGAAAACAAUGUUCAAGAGGAGGGACCUCUCUCAGACAGGGAAUCUGUAAAAUUAGAGAGGGAUAUAUUGAUGGAUGAAUCAGAAAGAUCUCUCAGCAACCCGAUGGUGAAAAUGGAAACUUCACAGACAGUUGAUCGGGUUGGCAGCUCAGAAGCAGAUACUAGUUUUAUAAUCACCAGAGAAAAAGUCAAAGAACUUGAGAAUGAACUUGAAACUGCCCUCGGAAAACUUCGAUAUUCGGAAGCUGAAACCGCUUCGCUAAACUUUCUCCUUGAUGAAACAAAUAACAAGCUGGUGGACAUGAACAAGCACUGUGAAGAACUUGAACUUGGACAGAAGUUGAUGGAAAAUAGAGUUUUAGAAGCUGAACAAAAGUACAAAUCGCAGCUUAUUUCCUUUCUGGAAGCUACAGACAUGAAGGAUAAACAACUUUCUGAUGCAAGGAAAUCAGCUGUUGAAUUGUCCAUGGAACUGGAUGGCUCAAGGAAAAGGAUAAUGGUUCUUGAAGAAGAAUUAGCCACAUCAAUUGAAGAAAUGCAUAAAUAUGAAGAACUAAGCAGACAUCAUAUGUCACAAGAAGGGAUGCAGUCAAUGAAAAUUUUGGAGUUAGAGAACAAAUUGGAACAGGCGCAUAUGAAUGAGAAGUACAUGGAAGUUCAAAUUAGCAACUUAGAAAAGGAAUUGAAGGAACUACACGGUGAAAUUGAAGAGAAACAAGUUCCAGAAGCACUUCAAAUUACUUCAUUAGAACUUUCAAUGUCCCAGGAGAAUUUGGAAAUUUUACAAUCACAAGUAGUUGAGCUGGAACAGAAACUUGCAUCUAAAGAUGCUUUCAUAUAUAAAUUGACUGAAGAAAUGAAUCUUCAUAAGAUUUCUGAACAGAAUUUGCAAGAAGAUGUUACCAAAUUAGAGAAUGCACUUUCUACUUUAGAAGAAGAUCUCAAGAGAAAGCUUGUGCAUUUGAAAGAAUUGGAAAUGGAACUUCAAGAACAAAUGAAGGAAAGAGAAGCGAUGAAAGCUAUUUUCAACAACCAAGAAGUGCAGAUAUCAAGGUUAAAAACUAAUUUAUCUGACUUGACCAGAGAAAAAAUAACUUUGGAGUGUUCUGUUAUGGAUCUUACUAAGAAGUUGUCAGAGCAUGAGUUACAUAGCCAAUUGGAAACUAAAAUAAAUCUGGCCGAUCGGGAGUCCCAAAAAACAAAUUCCAUUCUCUCAGAAACAUUGUCAUACAGAGAGGAUUUGGAGAAAAAGUUAAAAAAUUUUGAACAACUCCAUCAUGAAUCUAGAAUAGUCACAGAAGCUUCUACCAACAGAAACCUUGAGCUAGAAGCUCUAGUCCAGUCAUCAGUUGAAGCUGAAGAGGGUCUUAGAGCACAGAUGAAAGAAAAUGAGAUGAGAUUGGCGCUCAUUGAGAAGAAGAAUAUUGAGCUCGAGCAACAAAUGUAUCUUUCUGAAGUAAAAUGUUCUGAUGCAGAGAAUGAGAAAAAGGAAUUCCAAAAGAAAAUAACACACCUUACUGCUUUGUGGAAAGAAGUAGAUGAAGAAAAUGUGUUACUGAGGCAUCGCUUUAAGAAUUAUGAAGAUAGAAUUGAUCAGUUGGAAUCUUCUUUGAGCAAGUCAUCAUCGAGAAAUUCAGAGCUUGAGAAGGAGCUUAAUGAUCUCCUCAAAACAUGUGUAGAACAUGAGGAACAGACUACUGCCACACAUCAGCGCAGUCUUGAGCUGGAGUACAAGAUCAAUUCAUCUCAUACCAGGGCUGAAGAUGCUGAAAGGAGAGCAGAAGAACUGGAAUUGUCACUGGAAGCUUCUAAUCAUCAUGCUCAGGAACUUGGGCAACUACUCAGCAAUGCAGAAGCAAAACAGAGAGAUGCUGAAGCUGAAUUAAAUCUUCAUACUAGCAAGGUCUAUGAUCUUAGCACAAAACUUGAAGUAUGUCAAGCACGAUCAGUGACUCUUGAAUCUAUGCUUCAAGCUACAAAUGAAAAGGAGAGGGCAUUACAGGAUGUUCUCAAUUCAGCUACUGAAGGAAAAAGGUUUUUUGAAAACUUGUCUAAGACUCAGGAGAAACAACUUCAUGAAUCUAAGAAUCAAAUUCAAAUUUUGCAAAAAGAGCUCAAGUACUUAAGAGAUGAAACAGAAAGUGUUCAAGAACAAAUAGCAGUGUCGAGUGAUCGAGAGAAGGAACUACUUGAGAAGCUAAAAUAUGAUGAAGACAAAGUGAAACAGCACAUAAAGGCUGUGGAGGAACUUACUACAAUGAAUUUGGAGUUGAAUUCGUUAAAUGAAUCUUUAAUGAAGGAUUCAGAGUUGAAACUCCAGAGUGAAGCAGCAAGAUUCAAUCAAAAGCAGUCCGAAGCAAGAGAAUUGAUUGACAAGUUAAAAGCUACUGAAGAAGAAUUGGCGUUUUCUAAACAACAGUUUGCUGAAGUAACUGAAUAUGCCAAAUCACUUAAUGCAGAGUUAAGUAUGAAAGCAAUGAAAAUCAAUUCUCUUGAAAGCAAUGUCGAGGAACUUAUGCAUGAGGUGUCAGAAGCUAACAGAAAAAAUGAACAGACAUUUGCUGACCAUGUAUUGUUGGCUACAUCUAACUCAAAAUUAAAGGAGGAGUUAGAAGCUCACCAGCGCAAAGUCGUUGAACUAGAUAAUUGGUUUAAAUCCAUCCAUGAUGAGAAGGAACAACUGCAUGAAACCAUUGAGAAAUACAAACAAAAUGAAAUGGAAACCAAACAACUUCAUGAGAAGAUACUUGAACUUGAAGCUCAAUUGAGGAUUUAUGAAGAACAAGCUCGUGAGUCUGCUGUUACUGCAGCAGUUCAGAAUGGGAAACUUGAAAAGUCACUUUCCAAAUUGCAGGAUUUGGAAAGACAUGUUGAGGUGUUGAUGGAAGAAUCUGAUCAGCUUAAAAAUGUGAAUGACCAUUUAACUAAAGAUAAUAUGAGUUUCUCUGAGGAGCUUGCAAAUUGCAGGAUAAAAGUGAAUGAAUUAAGAUCAGCAUUUGAAGAAGCUAUUACGGAAAAAGAGAACAUGUUUAUGCAACUUCACUCUUAUAAGCAAGAAAUGGAGCAUCACGUGAAACUUUUGAACUUUGAUAAGGAGGAACUCCAAUCACAGAUAACCUCCAUUAUGGAUGAGAAGAACCUACUCAAUGAAACGUACCAAAUGUUGAAGGAGGAAUUUGAAACAACUAUAGUUAAAUUGGAGGAAGAACUAAGCAAAAUGAAGGAAAGGGAUAUAUCUCUUACUUCACUUGUUGAAAGUCAUAAAAUAGACUUAUCUAAGAAAUCUCUUCUGCAAGCACACAUUUCCGAACUUGAAGAGAAGCUUAGGUAUGUCGAUGUGCAACUUGGACAUCAUAUAAAAUCUGUCGAAGAAGUUACUGCAAGAAAUUUGGAGUUGAAUUCAUUAAAUGAAUAUUUAGUCAAAGAUUCAGAAUUGAAGCAGCAAGAAGCAGCAACAAGUUUCAAGCAAAAGGAGUUUGAAGCUAGGGAGUUGCUUGAGAACAUAAAAUCUAUUGAAGAGAAGCUCACAUAUUACAAAGAUAAGGCACUACAAGCCACUGAAACAGUUGCUUCACUUCAGAUGGAGUUGGCAUCAAAUGCAAUGAAAGUGACUGCCCUUGAAAACAAAGUUGAGAAACUUAACCAAAACAUCCUGGAAACUGAUCUAAGACUUCAGGAAACACAAGCUGAAAAUGAAUUGUUAGCUACAUCAAACACAAAGCUUAAGAAGGAGCUUGAAUCUAACCAGCACAAAGUCAAUGAGCUUACUGAUUCAUUAAAAUUGAUUGAUGCUGAGAAGGAGGUUACUAUGGAGCAACUUGUUUCUCAUGCAGACACCAUAGCCAAGUUGAUGGAGGAACACUCACGUGGUUUGGAAUUCCAAUCCAAAACUGAAUUGUGUCUUAAAGAAAAUGAAUCCCUGCUCCAUGAAGCUAUCGAGAAACACAAGCAGAGAGACUUGGAAGCCUUAGAUCUGCAUGAAAAGCUACUUGUACUGGAAACUCAGCUGAGAGCUACCCAAAAAGAAGCUACUGAUUCAGCUAUUGUUGUAACAACUCAAAGGGGCCAAUUGGAAGAAGCACUUUCUAGAGUACAAGUUCUAGAAGGAAUUGUUGAGCAAUUGCAAAGCAAAUCUGAUCAAUUUAAAAAUGAGAAUGAAGAUAUAAUCAGAAUCAACCUUAGAUUCUCUGAGGAGCUUGCACAACAUGAGAACAAAAUGAAUCAUUUAAAGGUGCAACUUAUUGCAGCUACUACAGAGAAAGAGGCUAUAUCAAUGCAGCUUCAACACUCUAAGAAAGAAGUAGAGGACCUCGAGAAAUUGCUUUACUCUGACAGAGACAAACUCCAAUCACAGAUAACAUUUAUCAUGGAAGAAAACAACAUGCUGAGUAAAACAUAUGAGAAGGAAAAGAAGGAAUAUGAAGGUACUAUGGUCCAAUUGGAGGGGAAACUGGAAGAAUUGAAGACCAGCGAAUUUACCCUUGAUUCUCUUGUGGAAAUUCUUAAAGCAGAGUUGUGUGAGAAAUUGUUUUUACAAACUGAACUAGAAGAAAAACUUAGAUAUGCUGAAGAACAGUUGGAAUAUCAGAAAAAAUCUGCUGAGGAAAUUACUUCAAGGAGCUUUGAUUUGAAUUCACUAAAUGAAUCAUUGGUCAAGGAUUCAGAGCUGAAGCUUCAGGAAGCAGCAGAGAAAGUCAUGCAGAAGGAUUUAGAAGCUCAAGAGUUGCUUGGAAACUUAAUAUCACUGAAAGAGGAGCUUUCAUUUUACAAAGAACAAGCAGGGGAAUCAACUAAAAUUAUCACAUCGCUUAAGAUGGAAUCGGGGCUGAAUGCAGUUAAGUUAGCUUCUCUUGAAAAUGAUGUCAGUUGCCUUCAGGAAAAGUUAUCAGAAGCCAAUCUAAGAUGUGGACAGACACUUGCUCAAAACGAGCUAUUAGCUACAACAAACUUAAAGCUCAAGGAGGAGUUGGAAAUAAAUGAACUCAAAGUUAAUGAACUUAAUGAGUUGUUGAAGCCAAUGCAUGAUGAGAGGGAGGCUACUAUUGAACUACUCAUGUCUCAUGCAAGCACCACAGAAAAAUUCAUUGACAACCAUUCAAAGGGGGUGGAGCUCCAGUUUGUAGCUGAAUCUUGUCUCAAAGAAUAUGAAGCUAAACUGCAUGAUGUUAAUGAGAAACACAAAGAAGAGUUAGAUGCUUACCAGCAUAAAGUUGGCGAGCUCCAUGAGUCAGUUGAAUCCCUAAAUGCUGAAAAGGAGGCUACUUUACAUGAAGCUAUUGAGAAACAUAUGCAGAAAGAUUUGGAGGCCAGAGAACUGCAGGAGAAGCUGCUUACACUGGAAACCCAGUUGAGAACUUAUGAAAAACUGGCUAGUGAGUCAGCUAUUGUUGCAGAAACUCAGAAGGACAAACUUGAAGAUGCACUUUACAAAGUGCAGUAUCUGGAAGAUCUUAUCGAACAAGUGAAAAGCAAGUUGGAUCAAUUCAAAAAUGAGAACGAAAGUUUAUCCAAAAAUAACUCGAGUUUAUUUAAGGAGCUUGCCUCAUACGAGACAAAGAUAAAUGAAUUGCAAUUAGCAUUUGAUGUUUCUGUUAAAGAGAGAGAAGAUAUUUCCAUGCAACUCCAUCAUUCUAGAAAAGAAAUGGAAGAUGUUAUGCAAAUGCUUAACUAUGACAAGGAGAAACUCCAGUCUCAGGUAGCCUCUGUUAGAGAAGAGAAUAUUGUGCUCAGUGAAAUGUAUGAAAAGACAAAGAAAAAACUUGAAGAAACUAUUGCCCAACUAGAAGAAAAACUAAGUGAGCAGAAGAUAAGGGAAUUCUCGCUCAAUUCUAUUGUGGAAACUCUUAAAGCAGAAAUCACUGAGAAAUCCCUUAUAUUUGAACAAAAUAUCACUUACACAGAAAAACAGUUAGAACAACAAAGAAACUUUGUGGCAGAAUUUACAGCAAAAAACAUGGAGUUAAGUUCUUUAAAUGAAUCCUUAAUCAAGUCAAGAGAUUUAGAAUUCCUGGAAGCAGCUGCUAGCUAUCAGCAAAAGGAGACUGAAACUAGAGCAUUGCUGGAAAAAAUCAGUUAUUAUGAAGAACUAUUGACAUUUUAUAAAGAACAGGCACUAGAAACUGCAGAGAGUGUCUCUUCACUUAAAGCAGAGUUGGCUGAGAAUGUGGAAAAAGUUGUUUCUCUUGAUAACAAUAUUGAGGAGCUUAAGAAAAAAGAAUUGGAAGGAAAUCUAAGAUAUGAAGAAUUAAUAUCUGAAAACCAGUUGUUGGCCACAUCAAACUCUAAGCUCAAGGAAGUGUUGGAUGAUCACCAGCACACAGUCAAUGAACUUCAUGAGUUGUUGAAAUCCAUCCAUGCUGAGAAGGACGUUAAUGUGCAGCAACUUGCCUCUCAUGCAAAAACCAUCAAGGAAUUGACUGACGAGCAUUCAAGGGGCUUGGAGAUCCAAUUUAUAACUGAAUCUCGUUUGAAAGAAAAUGAAGCCCAGUUGAAUGAAGCUAUUGAGAUACAAAAGCAGAGAGAAUUGGAAGCAAGAGAUUUGCUAGAGAAGCUGCUUGCACUUGAAACUCAGGUGAGAAUGUAUGAGCUUCAGACUAGUGAAUCGGCUGUUGUUGCAGCAAGCCAGAAGGGCAAAUUAGAAGAGUCACUUUCUAAAAUACAGGAUCUAGAGGGGCUUAUUGAGCAACUUAAAUGUAAAUUGGAUCGAUGCCAAAGUGAGAAUGAAGGUUUGUCCAGAAAUAACACGAGUCUAUCUGAGGAGCUUGCAGAGUUUCAAGUAGCUGUAGAUGCAGCAAUUUUAGAGAAAGAGAAUUUGUCCAUGCUGAUUCAUUCAUCUAAGAGAGAGAUGGAGGACCUUAUGCAAGUACUCAUGUCUGAUAAAGAGAAACUCCAUUCCCAGAUAACCCCAGUUGCAGAAGAAAAUACUAGGCUCACUGAGAUGUACCAAAAAAUAAAGAAUGAACUUGAAACAACUACAAUCCAACUAGAAGAAAAAAUAAGUGAACAGUAUUCAAGAGAACUUUCUCUUUGUUCUCUUGUGGAAAGACUUAAAGAACAGUUGUCUGAUAAACUGCUUGACCAAGAAGCAUUAGAACAAAAGCUUAGUUAUGCUGAAGAACAGGUGGUGCAUCACAAAAGGUUUCUGGAAGAAGUCACUGCAAGAAACAUGGAGUUGAAUUCGUUAAAUGAAUCUUUGUUGAUAACUACAGAGUUGAAACUCCAGCAAUCAGAGUUAAGUUACCAGAAGAAAGAGUCUGAAGUGCAAGAAUUCCUUGAGAAGUUAAUUUCUCUCGAAGUACAAUCGACAUUUCAUAGAGAACAAUCAUUAGAAGCUUUUGGGACUAUCACUUCACUUAAAGCAGAGUUGUCGGUGAAUGCAGUGAAAGUGGUUUCACUUGAAAAGAGUUCUGAGAAACUCCAGCAAAAGUUAUCCAAAGCCAAUCAGAGAGUUGAAAAGAUAGAAGCAGAAAAUGAGUCCUUGACUGUAUCAAACUUAAUGCUCAAGGAAGAUUUGGAUGGUCAUCAUCAUAAAGUCAACGAGCUUAGUGAAUUAGUGAAAUUUGUUCAAGCCGAGAAGGAGUCUACUGUUGAGAAACUUGCUUCUCAUGCAAACACCAUAGAAAAAUUGACAGAGGAACAUUCAAGAGGCUUGGAGCUUCACCUUGCGACUGAAUCUCAUCUCAAAGAACAUGAAUUCCUAUUGCGAGAAGCUAUGGAGGCACAUAAACAGAGAGAUUUGGAUGCCAUACAGUUGCAUGAGAAUCUCCUAGUUCUUGAAAAUCAGUUGAGAAUUUAUGAAAAACAAGCUAGUGAUUCAGCUGUUGUUGCAUCAAUUCAGAAGGACCAAUUGGAUGAAUCACUUUCAAAAAUAGAGGAUCUGGAAGGAAUUGUUCAGCAAUUGAAGAGUAAGUUGGAUCAAAGUCAAAGUGAGAAUGAUGAUUUAUUCCGAAAUAAUAUAAGUUUAUCUGAGGAGCUGGCUGGAUAUCACAGUAAAAUAAAUGAACUGCAAAUAAUUUAUGAUGCCACUGUUUCAGAGAGAGAAUACAUAUCCCUGCAACUUCUUUCAUCCAAGAAAGAAAUGGAAUAUGUCAUACAAGAUCAUAUGUCUGAAAAGGAGAAACUACAGAUUCAGAUAGACCUAGACAAAGAAGAGAACAUCAGGCUCACAGAAUUGUACUCAAAAAUGGAGAAGGAACUCAAAUCAUCCAUAGUACAAUUAGAAAAAAAGCUAGAGGAACGGAUGGAAAGGGAAUUCUCUCUUGUUUCUCUCAUGGAAGGGCUCAACUUAGAAUUAUCAGAGAAAGUUGCAGAGCUCGCUGUGAAUGCAACGAAAGUGGUAUCUCUUGAAAACAUCAUUGACAAGUUUAAGCAAAAUGUAUCUGAAGCUAAUCAAAGAGGUGAAGAAAUGGUAGAAGCAAAUAAGUUAUUAGCUAAAUCAAACUCAAUGCUCAAAGAAGAACUAGAGGUUCAUCAGCAUAAAGUCAAUGAACUUAAUGAAUUAGUGAACUCUGCUCAUGCUGAGAAGGAGGUCAUUGUUAAAGAACUUGCCUCUCAUGCAAGCACCAUAGAAAAAUUGGCUGAGGAACAUUCGAGAGGCUUGGAGCUCCACCUUGCAACCAAAUCUCGUCUUAAAGAAAAUGAAAGCCUCUUGCAAGAAGCUAUUCAGAAACACAAGCACAGAGAUUUAGAAGCCAGAGAAUUGCAUGAGAAAGUACUUGUGGUUGAAACUCAAUUGAGAACCUACGAAAAAGAGGCCAGUGAAUCAGCUGUUGUUGUUGCUAGUAAGAAGGACAAAUUGGAAAAGUCACUUCUCAAAAUACAGGACCUGGAAGAAAUUGUUGAGCUAUUGGAAAGCAAGUUGGAUCAGUGCAUAAUUGACAAUGAUGAUUUGUCCCAAAAAAAUUUGAGCCUAUCUGUUGAGCUUUCCAUGUAUGAAACAAAAAUAGAUGAGCUGCUAAGAGAUUUUGAUGCAGUUGUUUCACAGAAAGAGUACAUAUCCAUGCAGCUUCAUUCAUCCAAGAGAGAAAUGGAGGAGUUCACGUGCCUUAUUAAGUCUGAUAAAGAGAAGCUCCAGUGCCAGGUAACCUCAGCCAUUGAAGAAAACAUAGGGCUCUCUGAGUUGUACCUAAAAACAAAGAAGGAACUCGAAGCGAGCACAGUCCAACUCGAAGAGAAAAUAAAUGAACAGAAAGAAAGGGAAAUCUAUUUUGUUUUUCUUGUGAAAAGCCUCAAUUCUGAACUGUCUGAUAAAGUAGCAGAUUUAGCUGUGAAUGGUAGAGAAGUGGGUUCUCUUGAAAAUAGUAUUGAAGAGCUUAAGCACAAGGUAUUGGAAACCAAUCAAAGAGGCAAAGAGAUAGUAGCGCAGAAUGAGUUGUUGGCUACAUCAAACUUGGCACUUAUGGAAAAGCUGGAGGAUCAUCAACAUAGAAUCAACGUGCUUGAUGAAUUGGUGAAAUCCAUCCAUGAAGAGAAGGAGGCUUUUGUCGAGAAACUUGCCUCCCAUGCAAGCACCAUAGAGCAAUUGACUGAGGAACAUUCGAGAGGUUUGGAGUUACAGUUUGCAACUGAAUCUCACCUCAACGAAAGUAGAGGACAAUUGCAUGAAGCUAUCGAAAAACACAAGAAGAGAGAUGUGGAAGCUAGAGAUUUACAAGAGAAGCUGCUAUUGUUUGAAAAUCUAUUGAGAACAUAUGAAGAACAUGUUAUAGAGUCAGCUGUUUGUAUUGUUAUUCAGGAGGACAAGUUGGAACAAUCCUUUCUCAGGAUACAGCAUCUGGAAGAAAAUGUUGAACAAUUGCAUAACCAGUUGGACCAAUACAAAAUUGACAAUGAAGGUUUCUCCAGAGACACCUUGAGUCUGCGUGAAGAGCUUUCCAUUUGUGAUGCAAAAAUACACGAGUCGCAAAUAGCUUUUGAAGCAGUUGUUUCAGAGAGAGAAGAUAUAUUUGUUCAACUUCAUUCAACUAAGAGAGAAAUAGAGGAUCUCAUGCAACUUCUUAGGUCUGAUAAAGAGAAAUUCCAGUUGGAGGUAACUUCUAUUAUGGAAGAGAAGAUUGUGCUAAAUGAGAUUUACCAACACACACGAAAAGAGCUUGAAUCAACUAUAGCCCAAUUGGAAGAGAAACUGAGUGUGCUGAAGGCAAGGGAACUAUCUCUUGAUUCUCUUGUGGAGAGUCUCAAGGCAGAAUUGUCUGAGAAAUCUCUUAAGCAAGAAGCAAUUGGGCAAAAACUUAGUCACACAGAAGAGCAGUUAGAACAUUAUAGAAAAUCUUUGGAGGAAUUCACUGCAAGAAACAUGGAGUUAAAUUCACUAAACGAAUCCUUAACCAAGAAUUCUGAGUCUGAAGUGAGAGAGUUGCUUGAGAAGUUGAAUUCCUGUGAAGAACAAACCAUGUUCUAUAAAAAACAGUCACUACAAGCUUCUGAAACUGUAUCUUCAGUUAAGGCUGAGCUUGCAGAGAAUGCAGUGAAAGUGUUUUCUCUUGAGAACAAUGUCAAGGAGCUUCAGCAAAAGGUAACCAAAGAUAAUCAAAGAGUUCAAGAGAUACUAGCAGAAAAUGCUUUGCUGACCAUAUCAAACUCAACACUCAAGGAAGAGUUGGAGGCUAAUCAGCAUAAGGUCAACAAGCUUAAUGAGUUGGUGGUGUCUUUCCACUCUGAAAAUGAGGCUACAACUGAGCAGCUUUCCUCUCAGGCAAGCAUCAUACAGAAACUGACUGAGCAACAUUCGAGGAGCUUGGAGCUGCAGCUGCAAACAGAAUCUUGUCUUAGAGAAAAGGAAUCUCAGUUAUAUGAAUCUAUUGAUGGUCAUAAGCAGAGAGAUCAGGAAGCUACACAUUUGUAUGAGAAGCUUCUUUUGCUAGAAAUUCAGUUGAGAAUAUAUGAGGAACACGCUAAUGAGUUCGCUGCUGCUGGCGCUGCUCAAAAGGAAAAACUGAAAGAAUCACUUUUCAGAAUACAGGAUCUGGAAGGACUCGUGGAGCAAUUAAAAAGUAAAAUCAACCAACUUGAAAGUGAGAAUGAACAUUUAACGAGACACAACUUGAGUUUGUCUGCUGAACUUACUGCAAAAGAGACCAAAAUAAAUAAUUUGCAAGUAGAAUGUGAUGCAGCUGUUGGAGAGAAAGAGGAUGUAUCCAUGCACCUUUAUUCUUCUAAGAGAGAAAUGGAAAAUCUCAUGCAAGUGUUGAAUUCUGAAAAGGAGAAUCUCCAGAGCCAGAUAAUUUCUAUCAUGGAAGAGAAGAUUGUGCUUGAUGAAGUAUAUCAAAAGACAAUAAAAGAACAUGAAGCAACUAUAGUUGAAUUGGAAGACAAACUAAUGGAACAGAAGGCAAGGGAUUUUUCUCUUUCUUCUAUGGUCGAAAAUCUCAAUGCAGAAUUAUCUGCAAAAUCUGUUGUGCUAGAAGAACUGAGACAAAAUCUAACUUUUUCUGAAGAACAAUUGGAGCAUCACAGAUUUUCUGUGGCAGAAGCUACAGCCAGAAAUUUGGAGUUAAAUUCAUUAACUGAAUCUCUACUCAAGAAUUCAGACUUGAAACUCCAGGAAGUCACAGCAAGCUUCAAAGAAAAGGAAUCUGAAGCAAUGGAAUUACUUGAGAAGUUUAAUUCACUUGAAGAACAAUUGGCAUUUCAUAAAAAACAAGCCUCGGAAGCUACCAAAAUUAUUGCUUCACUUAAAGAAGAAUUGUCUGUGAAUUCAUUGAAAGUGAUUUCUUUUGAAGCCCAUGUUGAGGAGCCUAAGGAAAAGGCAUCUGAAAACAAUCUAAUGGGCGAGGAACAACUGGCAUCGAACUUAAAACCCAUGGAAGAGUUAGCUGCUCAACACGAUAGAGUCAAUAAGGUUGAUGAGUUAUUGGAAGCCAUCCAUUCUGACGACUAUAUUGUUGAGAAACACACCUUUUAUUCUAGCAGCAUAUUAACAUCAACUGAGGCACAUUCAAGAGGUUUGGAGCUCCAAUUUACAACUGAAUCUUGUUUCAAGGAAAAUGAAGCCCGGCAACAUGAGUCUGAUGAAGAACAAAAGGUGAGAGGGUUGGAGGCUGGAGAGAUGCUAGAGAAUCUGCUUUCACUGGAAACUCAUUUGAGAACUUUUAAAGAGCUGGCAUCUCAAAAGGAAGAGAUGGAAGCUACAGUACUAGUGCUUGACCAUGAAAAUAAGAAACUUCAUUCGCGGAUAACCUCUGUUUUGGAAGAGAACAUCAUGAUCAGCAGAAUGCAUGAGAAGGCAAUUGAAGAACUUGAAGCAACUAUUGUCUUAUCUGAAGAAAAAUUAGGCCAAUAUAAAGCAAAUGAGUUCUCUCUUAAUGCUCUUGUAGAAAAUCUUAAAGCAGAACUGUCUGAUAAAUCUAUUUUGAAAGCGCACAUUUUGGAGCUUGAACAAAAGAUGCUAUUAUCCAAGGAAAGUUAUACGAAAGAGGUUGAAAGUUUGGUCUCUGCAGUUGCAGAGAAGGAUGCAGAACUAACUGCAAGAAUGAAGGGUCAUGCAAGCUUGAUCCAUGAAAAAAAUUCCUUGGACAAACAGUUAAAGCAAAUUUUAAGGCAACUUGAUAUGGCACAUAGAACCAUAAUGGAACAGAAAAAAUUGUUGAUAGCAAAGGAGUUCAAAAAUCAAGCUCUGAAGCGGUCAUUUGACUCAUUCGAGUGUAACAAGCAACCAGAAAAACAAGUUGAGGAGCUUAAGCACAAGCUGCUAGAAGCCGAAACACAGUACAAGGAUAAGGUUAAAGAAGAAGCUAAAAAGGUUAGAAUUCUCCAAGCGGAACUUAACCAAUUAAAACUUAAACUCAGUAAGACUGCUGAAAUGGAAAUGAAGAUUAUCAAUCUUGAGAAUGCAUUGAAGUUGGCUUGCACAACAAAUGUGAGAGAGGUCAAGAGAAUACCUUCUCCAGCUGAAAUGAAGAUUGCAAUGGAGGUGACAUCAAGAGAUCCUGGAUUGGACACCUCAGCACUCAAGAUCACAAGUAAAUGGGCACACCAUGAUACCGAGGGCGAAUUCCCUAUUGUUCACGUCGAUGCAGAUCCUUCAGUAAUCAUGGCCUUCAAGUUUAUCUUAGGAGUGGCAUUAGUUUCGGUAUUCAUUGGAAUUAUUCUCGGGAAGAGAUACUAGCAUGGUUUUGGUAAUUUAGUUUCUUUCUCUUUGUUGUGUGUAUAAUCUCUUUUGUUUUUUGCAUUCCAAAAGCUUCACCGGAAGCAGCAGUAGCAUCGUAAUUCUUGUCAUUCGUUAGGGAAUCAAAUACAACAAUUGAUUCCCUACAUUUUGUGUUGGGUUAUGAAUCUAUUUUUGUUCGAUUCCUACCCGACGGUGUGCAGUAGGGGACUGCAUGCCAAUUUGAGUUUCUAUUUUUAAUCAUGUAAACAACCUUAACUUGUGUUUGUGUAUAGUGUUUUGUGAUAGUAGUUGGUUUGCUGAAUAAGAAAUUUUUCAAGGCUGAAGAAGCCAAGGAGCA